AGGGCGCAUGCGCAGUGGAGCCGCGCCACGUGAGGCGGAAGCGGAGGCUAAAGAUGGCGGCGGAGACUCGAGAGAGGGAAGAGCAGGGCGGGCCGGCCGUGUUCUUCCUGCACCCGGACUUGGGCAUUGGGGGCGCCGAGCGGCUGAUUGUGGACGCGGCGGUCGCGCUGCGUUCGCGAGGCUGCCGCGUGCAGAUCUGGACGCCGCGCUUCGACCCCUCGCGCUGCUUCUCGGAGGCGCUUCAGCUGGACGUGCGGACGGCCGGGGGCUGGCUGCCGCGGAGCAUCCUGGGAAGGGGCCACGCGCUCUGCGCCGCGCUCCGCAUGGUCUGCCUCGCGCUGCACGUGCUGCUCCUCAGCGGAGAGGCGCCCGACGCCUUCGUCUGCGACCAGGUGUCUGCCUGCAUUCCAGUCCUCCGCCUUUUCCGGACCCGCAAAAAGGUUUUGUUUUACUGUCACUUUCCUGAUCAGCUCCUAACAAAGAGGGAAUCUUUUAUUAAGCGUCUCUAUAGAGCGCCAUUGGAUUGGUUGGAGGAGUAUACAACUGGCCUGGCGGACUGUAUUCUGGUCAACAGUUGUUUCACAGCAAGCAUUUUCAAAGAAACCUUCAAAUCAUUGUCUCAUUUGAAUCCAGAUGUCUUAUAUCCUUCCUUGAAUUUCAGUAAAUUUGAUACCGUUGUUUCAUCCGACGUAGCUAGCAUAGUUUGCAAAAGGAGAUUCCUGUUUCUUUCCAUCAACAGGUAUGAAAGAAAGAAAAACCUAAUAUUGGCUUUGGAGGCCUUGCAUGAACUUCGUAGUAGACUUGAUGCUCACGAAUGGAGUGAAACUCAUCUGGUUUUAGCUGGUGGAUAUGAUGAAGCAGUUCAGGAAAAUGUGGACUAUUAUGAAGAAUUGAAAGCUGUUGCUGCUAAACUUCAUGUUGAAGAGCAGGUCACAUUCUUGCGAUCAUUCUCUGAUGAACAGAAAAUUGCUCUUCUUAGUAGCUGUAUUUGUGUGCUGUAUACACCAAGUAAUGAACAUUUCGGCAUUGUUCCUUUAGAAGCAAUGUACAUGAAAUGCCCGGUCAUUGCAGUAAAUUCCGGGGGACCUUUGGAAUCCAUUGUAAACAAUCAGACCGGUUUCUUGUGUGAGCCUCUUCCAACCCAGUUUGCAGAAGCCAUGGAGAAAUUUGUGAAGAUUCCUGCUUUAAAGAGAACAAUGGGAGCUGCAGGAAGAACCAGAGUUCUGGAAAGGUUUUCCUCAGAAGCAUUCACUGAAAAGCUAUAUCAGUAUAUUCAUAGUUUAAUGCAAUAAAAAUUAAGGUAUUAUGUAAUGUUGGUCUGUAAUGUCUAAUUUUAAUAGUCUGAGCUAAACACUGUGAAUGGUUUAAACUGGACGUACUUUCACUGACUACAGUGUUCCCUCACUUAUUGGGGGGUUCCGUUUUAGGACCACUCGCAAUAAGUGAUAAUCCGCGAAGUAGGGGCGCUAUAUUAAUUAUAAUAUUUAUAUAGCCAAAACAUGUAUACAGCCAAAAAUUGGGCCAAAGGCCCAAACAAACCCACUUCCAGCCACUAGAGAAACCAUUGCCGGACACAGGGAAGGCACGCUGCAGCCCUUUUGAAGGCUCCUGAGGGUGGCCAGCCCAGCCAAUCGAGAGAGAGCAGGGUCCGUCCCCCAUUGACUGGCUACUCCACUGGAAUUUUUCCCGCUGCCGAGGGGGCAGCUGGGAAGAACCCCCCUCUGACACCUUUACGAUGGAAAAAAGGCAAGGCGGGAGGCAGGGAAGGCGAGGAGGAGGAGGAGGAUGGAUGUGGGGGUGCUGGUCUCACCUCGGGCCGCGCAGGGAGAACCUCAGGGGCCGCGCAGGAAAAACACGAAAUAGCGAGUCUGCAGUAAGCGAACCGCGAAGCGGCGAGGGAACACUGUACACCUGUGUGAAUUAUUUGACCAAAUCCCAUUCUGCAUGUAAUGAAAUACUUGAAUAACAUACUUGAAUGGUUUUAUGAAAUUUGGAUAAUUUUGUUUACAUGAUUUGUUGAAAAGAAAUAAAAAGAUUAAAAUGUU
Molecule: messenger RNA, 2045 nt
Organism: Anolis sagrei ordinatus
Lineage: Eukaryota; Metazoa; Chordata; Lepidosauria; Squamata; Anolidae
Gene: ALG2
Product: ALG2 alpha-1,3/1,6-mannosyltransferase
Cellular component (GO): endomembrane system
Molecular function (GO): GDP-Man:Man(1)GlcNAc(2)-PP-Dol alpha-1,3-mannosyltransferase activity; alpha-1,3-mannosyltransferase activity
Source: RefSeq, a predicted model, not a curated record